AUGAUAAAUAAUCAAUUUCAAAAUUAUGAUAAUCAAACUAGAACUAAUACAAAUAAUAACAUUUCUAUAAAAUUGAAGAAGAUUAGUAAGGUAGAGUCAGCAAAAGGAAUAUCACACAUUAUUUUUGAUUAGACUGGAUAGAUGAUGAUUUCAACUUAUUAAGGUAAAGUUGGAGUGUGGAAUUUUAAUUAAGGUAAUUUAUAAUUUCAAACUUCAUUCAUUGCUCAUAAUUCAGAAAUUAAGUGUGCUAUUCUACUAUCCAAUUAAAAUUAUUACAUUAUCACAGCAGUAGAUAAAACAAUUAAAAUUUUCUAAAGAAAUAAUGAAAUUUAUUGGAAUUGUAUUUAUGAAUUUAAAAAACUAAAAAAUUCUUUUGGUUGUAUGAUUAUUAAUGGAAAUGGAAACAAUUUGUUUACAAGUAGUGAAAAUAUUAUAAGUGUUUGGAGACUUAAUUUUUAAUAAAACUAAAUGUUAACUUGUUAAUAAUUAUUAGAAUAACAUAAAUGGGCAAUAAAUGCUAUAAGUUUAAAUAAAUCUGAAAAUAAAUUAGUAUCAUGUAGUAAAGAUAAAAAAAUUAUUGUCUGGGGUUUAAAUGAAAAUAAUCAAUGGGAAUACAAACAUGAUGUUAGAUAAUCAAUUUUAGAAUGUGGAAAUGCUUUAUAUUUUCUUAAAGAUUCUUAAUUUAUAUGGGUAUCAGGGGAAAUGUAUGGUUUAGAUUGUAUUUAUGUAUAUGAAGAAUGGGGUGAGUAAUUUGAAGAGGUUUUAGGUAAGACUAUUAAUUUACCUAAACAUCAAAAUGAGGUCUCUAUAUCUCCAGUAGUUUAUAUAGAUCAAUAGAAGUAGAUAAUCUUAAUUUCAUAGAAGAAUAGUAUCUAUUUAUUAAGAGAAAAAAGUGAUGGAAAUCUUUGUAUAGAAACUCAAAUUCUUAGAGCCAUAUAGAGUCAUUAAUAAUCAUAAAGUUUAACUUAAGAUGGAAAAUACUUAGUUUAUAGUUAUUAUAAUAAUAAAGAUGAUCGAAAUUAUUUUUCAGUUAAUGAGAUCAUAUAAACUUCUUAUUGA
Molecule: messenger RNA, 1059 nt
Organism: Paramecium primaurelia
Lineage: Eukaryota; Ciliophora; Oligohymenophorea; Peniculida; Parameciidae
Source: the annotation of a GenBank genome assembly